This is a messenger RNA of Mytilus trossulus (common blue mussel), 2425 nucleotides long. RefSeq lists its product as uncharacterized. The record is from RefSeq and is a predicted model, not a curated record. The transcript has a single exon. The coding region runs from base 201 to 2420 and encodes 739 amino acids. NCBI's taxonomy places the organism in Eukaryota, Metazoa, Mollusca, Bivalvia, Mytilida, Mytilidae.
UUAUUUAUACCAGGAACAUGUAAUAAAUACACGAGUGAAACGUACGUUAGGCAUUUCCAGAAAGUAAACAACUCAAACACAGAUCAUAUAAAGAUCUUUGUAAGCAAAAACAUAAUCAAUUGAAAAACCGAGAGGAACUUUUACUUACGUCUUUAAGGUUAAUUAAGUAAACCUGUGUGUUUAGUUGUAUUCAGUUGACAAUGAAGAUGGAACUUGUACUGAAAUACCGCAGUAAAACGUGUCAAUAUUCCGGCAUAGCCUUAAAGGAUUUUUAUAUGCCAGUAGUGAACAACAUCGAAUCAGACUUCCAAAUCGAACCUGCCAUUUGGUUUAAAAGCCUGAUUAUCAAAACUAUUCAGAUAGACUGUGAUUUGAGAAAUGUGUUUUGGGAACGGAAAAGUCAACUUGGUGGUUCUGGUUCCCUUAGAGUUGUCUUUGAGGAUGACCGUUUAGAAGAGUGCGAACUGUUUAAUGCUGUUAUUGAUCUUAUUCAUAAACGUGAUAAAAAGAAUUGCAGUGUAGACGAUGUGUCCAGGGAAAUAUUGCGCAUAUUACAUUUACAUGUUUUACCUCUGGUCCUUCUCAAAGAUGAAGACCUUACUUGUCUAAAGGAUGCACUAGACGACGUGGAACAUAGAAUCACAUAUAUGAACAAUUUAACAAUUGAUAAAGAUAAACAAUUAAUGGAAUCAGAAAAAAACCUUCGAGAAUAUAGAGAAAGUUUGUUGCGAACUGAAAAUUUUGAAAGUUAUAGUAAUGUUAAGCAUUGCACUGACAAAUUCCUAAUGGAACUUCUUGAUGAUGUUAACCGAGAAAUCAGAAUAUUGACAGAUCGUCUGAUUACAUUCCAAAGUUGUGUCGACAUGACCCACAAUAGUGUCGCAAACGAAAGUAAGAUUCAUUUAAUAGAAUGGAGGAAGAAAAGAGAUGUAGUAAAUUCUUCGAUUCUUAAACUACAAUGCAUCCGUGAAUCUAUCAAAAAUGUUACAACCAGAACAAAAAGGAGGAAAAAAGUUAAGAUUAUACAUAGCGAAAAACAUGACACUUAUGUAACACUAAAAGAAAAUUUGCGAGCCGAUAAAUCAGCUAUGCAAAGCAUGUUUGAAGGAAAAGUGAAAAUCACGUCCGUACGGGAAGCGAUUAUCCAAGCGUGUAAUGAUCUGAAGGCCUCCGGUGAAAGUACAGGCUAUGAUGUACCUAAAUGUGGAGAGCGCUUGUCAACCGAUAUCCUUGGAAAUAGCCCAAAACCCAAGAAAUGGUUAACGUUGAAUGAAAGGAUUCAAAACAUAUUAAGUGACAAAUCAACUGAAUCUGCACAGACAUACACUACUUUUUGUGCAUCAACAGUGAAGAAAAUCAGAAAUUUUCUUAGUCAAAAAGCACUAAUUGACAGGAAACGAUCCGAAAACGUUCCAUUUUUUAUGGAAAUGAUUGAUUUUUCACUUCCAUCUCAACAAAUGGAAAAGCAAAAAGCAAUCGGUAAUCCGUACGAAAAUGUGAGUACAGAACUAAAAACAGAGACACCCGAAAAAGGGUUUACAAAUAUGAUAAAAGAAGAAGUAAUGCAACAUAUUUAUGACCAAUGUCAGUCAUUGGUUCAAUUGUUAUCUAAACAGAAAUCAUUCAACAAGAAAGCCAAUUGCACCAAAAUCAACCUUAACAAUGUAUGGGUGUUUUACGAACUACAACUUUAUCAACAUUUGAUUGAGCCAUUAUCCGACCUCUUCGAAAACAUCUAUAAAGAUGAAGCUAAAGAAAUGGCUUCUUUUGUUACAUCGACAUCUUUGAAAGAAAUCGGUGUGCAAGAACAAUGGCUUCUAGAUGAUGAUGAAGAUGAAUCCGUCUGUAUGCGAAACUCAUCGAACAAAUGUUUUGAGAAAAACGUUGCCAUAGUUGCAUUACGAAAUGGGCGUACCCUAACGCUUAGUGAGUUGUGUGAAAGUGAUGAGGAGUUAAACGAUUUUUUCGGAAGUCCUACGGUAGAUUGUGACUCCUACUUGUCACCUGACUUACAUCAAAAAGAUUUUAAAUGCACAAAAGCAUGUGGACAACAAGCUUUUAAAUAUGUGUGUAAUGAACUUGAACACAUGACUCGAUCAAAGAGCAUUAUGGGAAAGUUAAAAAGUAUAACGAAAGCCAAUCGAAUGAUUAGUGAAUGUGCAUCAUCUUUGAAAUCGAAAGGUUGUGAACUAAGUGAUGACAAUGCAUUAAGUGCUGACGAUAUGCUUGCAAGUACAACAUGUGCUUUGAAAAAAGUAGACAUGAUAGUAUUUGAGAAACUGUAUGCGCAUGUACAUUUGGUAAACGAUUUCAUUCCACCAUUUAUGAUGGGAAGUCUUCAAGACUGGUCUUUAACAAAUUUCUUCUGUGCAUUUCAAAGCAUAUCAUGCAAUCUUGAAUCCACACGAUCACAAAAUUAAUUGUA